Molecule: messenger RNA, 1500 nt
Organism: Pollicipes pollicipes
Lineage: Eukaryota; Metazoa; Arthropoda; Thecostraca; Pollicipedomorpha; Pollicipedidae
Exons: 5
Coding region: 8-775 (255 amino acids)
Molecular function (GO): DNA binding
Source: RefSeq, a predicted model, not a curated record
CGACCUGAUGUCCGCCCUGGCUCGUACCAGACCCAUGUACACACGCCGCCUGCUGCAGCAAUUCAUCCAGGCUAAUGCAUCAUACCUGAUGGAAGACGACAGGCGUUGCUUGCAAGUACUCGUGAAGGACCUGAAGAGGAAGUACAAGCGAUUGUUGCUCUCCCUGGAGAAACAAGAGACCAAGGUCCAGGAGCUGGUGAGCCUCCGCGCGGCAGGCCAAGCAGUGGGCGACUAUCCGAGGCAGUUCGGCGUCGGUGACGUCGUCACGCGCGGCGACGGGCACCUGGCUGUGGUGUACGGCUGUUCACCACACUACGAGGUCUCACAGGACUGGAUGGAGGAGCGUCGCGUCAACUCCAGACUACAGCGUGGAGCCAACCAGCCCUUCUACAGACUACUGCUGGAGGUGGAUCAGUUCGGAUACGUGGCCGAGGAGGAGCUCCAGCUGGCCCCAGAUCCCCAGCCUAUUGAUCACCAAGGAGUGGGUCGCUUCUUCACCCGGUUCGACGGGGAGCGGUACCAGCCGAUCACUCCUCUGGCCAUUCGCUUCCCUGAGCCGCGGCGUGAGCGUGAGGCGAAAACGAGCUUCGUCGAGUCGCCAGAAGAUGACAGCGACAGCGAUUGGGAGCACUUCGAUGCAGAGGUGGAGGAAUGGAGGCCGGUGCCCCCCGCUGUCUGGACGGGUGUCUGGCCAGAGAUCCUCCCCGAGGACUCAGAUGAUGAGGACGCUGAUGGUGGAGCCGUGACUGCUGACGUUGGCCCGGUGAACCACUAAUGGCUGUGUUGGAGCUGUGAAGAAAAGCGCAUCAGCUUAACUGGAUACCUCAUUUUUCUGUAUAUCAUUGAUUGACUGCAUUGCAUAGUAGCUGUGUGUGUACCUGAUGUGUACAGCUGAGCUGAGUGUAUGUAACUGUGUGGCUGCUCUGUACACAUUCAACGAUGUGCCAUUCUCCGUGAUUGGUCGAGCUGUGUGCACUGAAUAACGCUGAUCAGUUCUGGCACUCGGUGGUUGCGGACACACGGUCUUGGCGUUGAUUUUCAGGUGUCUUUUUAUGUGAUAACGUGCUGUGUCACCGGCUGUGCAUGUGAUGCCAACUAUGGAAGUGUUUUACGCUUAACGUGUACAUUUGUGUGCAUAUGAGUCAUAUGCGUGGUGUUGAUUGAUUUUGUUCUUCUCAGGCUAUUUUGUCUGCAAAAGCUGAUCAGUAUUGUGUAGUGUCUUUUGCAUGCGUUUAAAUAUGUCCGAUUGUAUCAAUGGGUCAUGAAGUAUCGUCAUUUACUGAUAUCAGGGAAAUUGCAUUAAUGCUGUGAUAAUCUCAUCAGUCCAUAUGCCACAUAUACCUGCAUGAGGAUUUUCCAGUGUGUACAUUUGUCGAUUGUAGGUAUCACGUGUAGAACCGUUUUACAAAGGAGCAACCGCAGAGUUUUUGUACGUCUAGUAUCAUCAAUGUUUGUGAUAAAAAUGUAUCAACCGGUACAAUAAAUAAUAUAAUAAUUGCA